AUGAAUACCCAAGACACAGAUAUGGUAAGUAAUUCUAAAUCAUGCUUUUAUAUUUAAAAUUUUAUGUUUUUUACAAUAUAAAUGUCUAUGGGGUUGUUUUAUUUCAAACUGUCAGGGUCUGUAGUAUAGACUGUAUGCCGUUUGUAUUUGUUUUUAUUUUUAACAAUGUAAGGGUCUAAUAUAUAGAGUCUGCACUGUUUGUUUCCGUGUCUGUGUGUUCUAAAACGUUACGUACUGAAUAUAGUCAUGUUUUUAAUGUAGGCAAAAUCCUUAUCUAGGCAUUUGCGGGGCUUGUCUGUGUAUGUUGGUGAAUAUAUGUGUUAUGCUGGGUUUAUAUGUUGUAUAUAUGUGUUAUGCUGUGCUUAUCCGUGUAUGUUAUAGCAUAACAUUUUUAAAAUAAGAUGUGAUGAUACAUCAUCAAUGGGGUUGUUUUAUUUCUAACUGUCAGGGUCGGUAGUAUAGACUGUGUGCCGUAUGUUUUUGUGUUUUAUUUUUAACAACGUAAGGGUCUAUUAUAUAGAGUCUGCAUUGUUUGUUAGUCAUAUUUUUAAUGUAUGCAAAAUCCUUCUCUAGGCAUUUGUGGGUCUUAUCCGUGUAUGUUGUUUAAUAUAUGUGUUAUGCUGGGCUUAUAUAUGUUGUAUAUAUGCGUUAUGCUGAGAUUAUCCUCGCAUGUUAUGGCAUUACCUUUUUAAAAUAAGCUGUGAUGCUACAGCAUCACCCAUAUCACUGUGGCUGUUAGGCAUCUCACUGUGUCUGUUUUGUCAAACAACCGAUUGUGGUCAUUCAUUGUAAAAUGCUGACCUAGUGUUCCCUUCAUAAGCGUUCAAAUACUUUAUCACCUUUCAGGCACAAAUCAGUCCAACAACGAAUGAAAACGAGUUACACAGAAGGCUCGCGGUCGCCUCACAAGGUUGUAAAUUUUCUAUAUUGAUAAGCGUUCUAAAAUUCUAAACAUUUAUUUUGAAGUCUUUUAUGCAUAAAAAAACCCCAAAAACUAAGGCUUAUUGUAUUUUAUUUAUUUAGAUCCUUUGAAUACUAGAGUAUUGACUGACAGACCCUCCAACAUACAUCCACAUAGACCAUUAAAAGCAGGUAUGUGUUUAUAUAACGUUAUAUGCGGUUGUAUCAUCCCCGGUUUUAUCCCUGCGAUAAUUAUAUUUCUAUUUAUUUUAGAAACAACCGUAAAGAGUACAAAAACCUCAGCAGUAUCUAAUGCAUGCACAGACAUUAGCCGCUUACCAGCUGCGGAUCACGGUCGUAAGACAUACAGCGCGAAUGCCGGAGAACGCAGGGACUGCACCCCGCAUAAACUAAAACAGGGCAAGUAUACGUAUGAGUUCUUUGUUUAUUUGUAUAUUUGUAUACUACAUAAAUAUAGUAUAUUUAUUUGUAUCUUUAUUUACUACAUAGAUAUACCUGUAUGUACAUCAGUGUAUUAAUUUACUCAUUUAUUUUUGAAUACAGUACCAAAGUUGUCUAUAACCCGGAUCCGCUCUACAAGAGAUAUUCCAGUCACACGUGACGAUGAACAACCGUCAACGUCGACCUCAGGGGUUUUAAGGCAGCGUCCAUCUAGUGCGGCAUGCGUCGCAAAGGAGCCUCAACAAAUACAUUCAUUAACCACAACAAAACACACAUCUCGGGGUAAGCCAUCAGUCACAUCACCAGGCAAUGUAUCAGGGUGUCGACAUUUCACUGUAGCAUCAAAUGUACCUGUGAAACAAUCCAUUACCCCUGUAAAAGUUCCUAUACAACCAAUCCCUAAGAAAAGUAGAUCUGUUUUACAGGAUAUAACACAAACCAUCUGCAAUGAUAACAAUAUACAUAGAGGGUCUACAUCACCAGCAUCCAGAAAUACCUCUGUGCCAACACCAAAUUUACUGACCCCUGCGUGA
This is a messenger RNA of Pelobates cultripes (western spadefoot toad), 1895 nucleotides long. The record is from the annotation of a GenBank genome assembly. Lineage: Eukaryota; Metazoa; Chordata; Amphibia; Anura; Pelobatidae.